Molecule: messenger RNA, 1797 nt
Organism: Closterium sp. Naga37s-1
Lineage: Eukaryota; Viridiplantae; Streptophyta; Zygnematophyceae; Desmidiales; Closteriaceae
Source: the annotation of a GenBank genome assembly
AUGUUCAAGUACACCUUCCAGGGCAACUUCAGCUUGGUUCGCGCGCAAGAAAAGUUCGGCGCCCGCGAUGACGGCCGUGCCUACCCACAAACGCUAAGGACGCGCAUUGAUCCCUAUAAGCAUGAGAGUACGGAAAAGGGUGAUGAGAGCAGGGAGAAGGGUGAUGAGAGUAGGGAAAAGGGUGAUGAGAGUAGGGAGAAGGGUGAUGAGAGUAGGGCGAAGGGUGAUGAGAGUAGGGAGAAGGGUGAUGAGACUAGGGAGAAGGGAGAUGAGAGUAGGGAGAAGGGUGAUGAGAGUAGGGAGAAGGGUGAUUAUAGUAGGGAGAAGGGAGAUGAGAGUAGGGAGAAGGGUGAUGAGAGAAGGGAGAAGGGUGAUGAGAGGAGGGAGAAGAGUGAUGAGAGUAGGGAGAAGGGUGAUGAGAGUAGGGAGAAGGGUUAUGAGAUUAGGGAGAAGGGUGAUGAGAGUAGGGAGAAGGGUGAUGAGAGUAGGGAGAAGGGAGAUGAGAGUUGGGAGAAGGGUGAUGAGAGUAGGGAGAAGGGUGAUGAGAGUAGGGAGAAGGGUGAUGAGAGAAGGGAGAAGGGUGAUGAGAGGAGGGAGAAGAGUGAUGAGAGUAGGGAAAAGGGUGAUGAGAGUAGGGAGAAGGGUGAUGAGAGUAGGGAGAAGGGUGAUGAGAUGAGGGAGAAGGGUGAUGAGAGUAGGGAGAAGCGUGAUGAGAGUAGGAGAAGGGGUGAUGAGAGUAGGGAGAAGGGUGAUGAGAGUAGGGAGAAGGGUGAUGAGAGUAGGGAGAAGGGUGAUGAGAGUAGGGAGAAGGGUGAUGAGAGUAGGGAGAAGGGAGAUGAGAGUUGGGAGAAGGGUGAUGAGAGUAGGGAGAAGGGUGAUGAGAGUAGGAAGAAGGGGGAUGAGAGUAGGGAGAAGGGUGAUGAGAGUCGGGAGAAGGAUGAGAGUAGGGAGAAGGGUGAUGAGAUAAGGGAGAAGGGUGAUGAGAGUAGGGAGAAGGGUGAUGAGGGUAGGAAGAAGGGUGAUGAGAGUAGGGAGAAGGGUGAUGAGAGUAGGGAGAAGGGUGAUGAGAGUAGGAAGAAGGGUGAUGAGAGUAGGGAGAAGGGUGAUGAGAGUAGGGAGAAGGGUGAUGAGAGUAGGGAGAAGGGUGAUGAGAGUAGGGAGAAGGGUGAUGAGAGUAGGGAGAAGGGUGAUGAGAGUAGGAAGAAGGGUGAUGAGAGUAGGGAGAAGGGUGAUGAGAGUAGGGAGAAGGGUGAUGAGAGUAGGGAGAAGGGUGAUGAGAGUAGGGAGAAGGGUGAUGAGAGUAGGGAGAAGGGUGAUGAGAUUAGGGAGAAGGGUGAUGAGAGUAGCGAGAAGGGUGAUGAGAGUAGGGAGAAGGGUGAUGAGAGUAUAGAGAAGGGUGAUGAGAGUUGGGAGAUGGGUGAUGAGAGUAGGAAGAAGGGUGAUGAGAGGAGGGAGAAGGGUGAUGAGAGUAGGGAGAAGGGUGAUGAGAAUAGGGAGAAGGGUGAUGAGAGUAGGGAGAAGGGUGAUGAGAGUAGGGAGAAGGGUGAUAAGAGUAGGGAGAAGGGUGAUGAGAGUAGGGAGAAGGGAGAUGAGAGUUGGGAGAAGGGUGAUGAGAGUAGGGAGAAGGGUGAUGAGAGGAGGGAGAAGGGUGAUGAAAGUAGGGAGAAGGGUAAUGAGAGUAGGGAGAAGGGUGAUGAGAGUAGGGAGAAGGGUGAUGAGAGAAGGGAGAGGGGUGAUCCGCACAUGUGCAGGAAGUGCAGCAGACGCUCUUCAUUUGCGAGCGCCGAUGACCGAUGA